This is a messenger RNA of Saccoglossus kowalevskii, 1737 nucleotides long. RefSeq lists its product as uncharacterized. Gene Ontology annotation, molecular function: protein binding; DNA binding. The record is from RefSeq and is a predicted model, not a curated record. NCBI's taxonomy places the organism in Eukaryota, Metazoa, Hemichordata, Enteropneusta, Harrimaniidae.
AGAGUUGGUUAGCGAAGCUAUUUUCCAGCGUCGCCCGUCGUUGACAGCUCGCUAGUUGUGUUUCGUGGUGCUGUGCAGCCCUUUACAGAUAAGUUGUUUCGUGCAAUGAAAAUGGCGAGCGAUAAUGAAUCCAAAGAUUCCGCAUCAACUGGCAAGAACGAAUCGCUUCAAGUUAAAAGGGAAGUUGAGACUGAGGAGCCCGCUGCCGUCGAAGAACAAGAGCCACAUAAACGUGGCGCGGACGAGGAUGACGGCGACGAUGAUGACGACGAUGAUGAUGACGACUUGAACGACAACUUUGGAAGUCGACGUAAUCACAGUUCAAAUGCCAUAGAACUCACUCGCAGGCGUAGCUUGGACGAGCACAGUCGCAAUUCUAAUGAAGAUUACGGGAUGGAGUCGCUGCAUCCCGGAGAAGACUUUCGACCUGUCUUAAACGAUGAUGGUGACAACUUCCUGGAAGUAGAAUGUGGUGAAAACAAAGCUCUACUCUAUUUGAAUAAAUUGUGUCAAGGAAGCAAAGGACAGUGCAUAUAUUUCAAGGAAUCCUGGUUAACACCAAAUGAAUUCCAGUACGUCAGUGGACGGGAAACUGCCAAGGAUUGGAAGCGGAGUAUCCGUCAUCGAGGAAAAUGUUUGAAAACAUUGAUGAACCGUGGAUUAAUUCAGACACACCCACCAAUUUGUGAUUGUGCCGCUUGUAGAGUAAGCACUCCAGUAAAUCGUGGCCGUCUUGCUGAAAAACGUACAAGCAUUAUGCCGACUAUGGUUCUCGGCAGGCGACUUGGUCAUGGUGACUAUGGUGAUCCGAAGCAGGGUAUUUCAAUUACGAGAGAAGUUAGUUCGCCAUCAUGCUCAAAUCAGAUGAGGAAAAGUGUUGAUGGUACUAACGCCUUGUCGGCAAUUAUUUCACAUUUACACCAAACCAGUGGAUCUCACAAUGGCAAUGGUAGAGCAUCACCAAAUGAACCUGAUUAUAGCCGAAAACGAUUCAACUCUGACAACACUCAUUCUAGCAGUGGUGGCGGUAUGGCAGAGAAGAGAAGGAGGAGUACAUCGCCAUUAACUGAACAUGCAAAACGAUCAUUCCAAGGUAACCCAGCAUCACCAAAUGGUUCUGAUCGGUUAUCUCCAAUAGAGUCUUCGUUGCUAAACAAACAGUUACACAAAUCACGAAAGCAGAGUAUGCCACAACACCAUGAUCCAACUGCUGAGGGAGGAAGAGCACCAACUAUCACAUUGACGUAUGGAGCAGGGCCAUCAUCGUCUAAAUCUGCAUUCCCAAUCAAUAGACAACAUGGCUACAAUGGCAGGUACGCCGAACUAUCACGCAUGUCACAUGAUAAAGGUCACAGAAAUCCCAAUAUGUACAUUGAAUUGAAAAGUCGCCAUGAUAUGCCAGCACAUCGUCCUGCAUCACACAACCAUACAGCUCGGCCUUCAAGCACAGAUACAAGUGUCAACGCUACUCCUAUUGAUGCCGUAUCUAACUGGAAUGUAGACGACGUAGUCCAGUUUGUUUCCUCAUUAAAUGGAUGCGCUGAAUAUGCACAGAUUUUCCGGGAUCAAGCCAUUGAUGGAGAAACGUUGCCACUUCUAACUGAAGAACAUUUACUGAAUAACUUUGGACUCAAACUUGGACCAGCGCUGAAAAUUAGAUUGCAUGUUGCUCGGAGACAGGGUGUUUGCCUCUAUUGCCAUGGCAACAAAUAUUAUGAUGAGUACAAUCAACUGUAG